Molecule: messenger RNA, 4504 nt
Organism: Aphis gossypii (cotton aphid)
Lineage: Eukaryota; Metazoa; Arthropoda; Insecta; Hemiptera; Aphididae
Product: DAZ protein 1-like
Exons: 10
Coding region: 871-2787 (638 amino acids)
Molecular function (GO): RNA binding
Source: RefSeq, a predicted model, not a curated record
AUUAUCCCGUAUCCGGUCGGGGACCGCGCAUAUGUUCCUAAUCGCGCGCGUCGUGUUUGUGUACUCUUUGCUUUUAUUAUUUUUAUAUUUAUUUAUUAUUAUUAUUUAUAUUGGUUUUUUCACACACACACACACUCACGCUUACAUCAGGCAUCACGCGCGCGCGCACACGCCACUACGCCAGUACGCCACAGUGCCACACUCUUCUUCACUCCCGAACGUGUUUUUUUCUUUUUUCCUUCAUUCUUGAUUCUUACACUGAUUAUAAUUAAAUCCGUUUGUGUUAGUCGUACGCUUUUUUUUUUGUUGUUUUUUUUUCUUCCGAUCACAAUAUUUAUUUAUACAUUUUUUUUUAACACACUCACAUCCGCACGCAAAAUCAUUUCGUCGUGUACGCUCGCCGCCGUAUUCACCACAAUAUAUAGGACAUAUCCGAGAACACUAGGCAUACCCACCAAUAUUGUCGAUUUACUAUAUUCGACUAUCGUUUCGCGUCGCAUUGUGCACGCACAAGCAAACCGCUUACUGUGCUUAGCCCCUUCGCCGACAGACAUAGUUGGACCUAACUACUAAUUCGGGCCUAACAGACGACAACACACGCUCUACGAUCAGAGUGUAUCAGCUUCUUUUACUAUCACUAUUAUCGCUAUCGGUUUUCAUCGUCUUUGCAGAAUUUUAAUUGACGGACUGCUGCGAGCUGUGACAAGAUGAUCGACACCAAGGCCUAUCGCUUUUUAUGAACACUGCCGGAGUCCAGUCGCACUACAGCUAACCAGAGAGCGUUUGUAAGAGUUUUCCACGCUAAACAUAACGUUAUUAAGUUUCCUUUGUAUUUUCUCAUCCUUCUUUCCUGCAUUAUUGUCAACUAAUAUGUCACAAAUGAAACGAGGCCGCAAGCUAACGUAUACUAGCAUUGAAGAGAGAUAUCAACACUUGGAACUGUCUACUCUGCAACAACAAACAUUUAGAUAUAAUAAUCACAACGUGGCGGAUAAACGUGUUGGAUCAACUAUGGUGCCUAACCGAAUUUUUGUCGGUGGUUUAUCGAAUGGCACUUCCGAACAAGAUCUGCGAAAUUUCUUUUCAAUUUAUGGCGAGGUUAAAGUUGUAAAGAUUGUCAAAGAUAAAGCUGGAGCUCUUAAAGGAUUUGGUUUUAUUACUUUUGGUUCUGAAGAAGAAGUUAAAAAAAUAAUUGAUGCUGGCCCUGUUUUGAUAUUUAAAGACAAACGUAUCAACAUAGCUCCUGCUUAUGAGAAAGAUAACAAAAGUAAUUACGAUUCCAACAACUCUCCUCAACAGCAGUCACACUUAAUGUCCUAUAGUAGUCAAGUUCAACAAUAUUCAGUUCCUCCAUUACCAACUCCAGCUCAACCAAUGUUAGCGCCAGUUAUGUACACCUAUCAAAAUGGAAUGGCUUUUUUUAAUAUGCCAAUCAAUGGAAAUGCACCAGUGACUCCUCAACCACCUGGUCCACCAAACUCCUCUUCAACAGAAUCCCUUCCUAAUGUAUAUGCAGCUCCUUAUGGAACACAAAAUGCUACUAGCAUGCAAGGUUAUAGUGGUCAACCUAUAUUCUAUCCAAAUCCAGUACCUCAAGUGCUGGUACAACAAGCUUAUCCUAAUUUACCAGUAAGCUCGGUUUGUAACAGUACUCAAGGAUCUAAGGUUCUUUUUUCGGUGCCAUGUGAUACUCCUUAUUAUUCGGGAAAUCAAAUGUCAAGUAUGAUACCAGCUCCUGAUAUGGCCUAUCCAAUGCCAAUUAUGUCACCAUAUAUGCCUUAUAUGGUUGCAACUUCUGAUGGUGGUUAUCCGUAUUAUGAUCCUGUUAUGGAAAAUAUUCAGGUUGUUCAUCAACCAGUAUUUACUGAACAGUGCACAAAUCCUAGACCACCAUCAUCAGAUACUUCGGUAGGACAAGCGCAAGUAAUUACCACGAAUCAGUUUGUAUCAUUGAUGUCAGUAGUUAGAAAUGAUGAGGAAAAACCUCAGACAUAUACAUCUGAACCUCAGCAGUUAUGCCUAACUCCAGUCAUAAGUUUAGCAGAGCCUCCACCACAAACAGUCUCUCAACCAAUUGUUUCUAAGCCGCCCACCACAUCGUCUUCACCACCGGAUCCUGAAAAAUCUGACCAAUCGCCUAAUCAAUUACUUAUGACUCAAAUCCAGUAUAAUAUUAGACAUCCCCCACCUUCUAUAAAUACACGUCCAGAGCAAAAGGACUGUGCGAAGCAACGUGGUGACGCUAAUCAAUAUCAGAGCAACAACAAUAAUUUAUCUAUUAAGAAUAAUAAUGAUUAUAUGAAAAAUGGACCUAAAAAGUAUCUAGAGGCUCGUACAUUUUAUAAAACAGGGCCAACUACUAUACCUCAUCCCAGGCAUACUAAUACUACCGGUCCUAUGGUCAAUUCAUCUUUUACUAGCCCAUUUUUUGUUCCUAAUACAAAUUUCCGUCACCGAUUUCCUAAAAUGCACUAUCCUGCUGUUCCUCAGGUGAUGUUAAAUCCAAAUUAUCCUUAUCACAAUCAGGGAAAUGUACGUCCCUCUAAUGGCCAUCAGAUGUUCAACAACAGAGGAGCGAGGUAUGGUGGUGGCAACAACUACCAAAACAACAAGAAAAACUAUAAUUCUUACAAGGGAAAUAGAAUCAAUCGAUAUACAUCUGACCAAGGUGAUAAUCCUGAAGUUUCAAGCAGUGAAGAUUGUCGUACAGACCAGCUAACCAGUGUUGAUAUGGGCCCCCCUCAGGUAGAAGGAAUAUGUUCGGACAUGAGGUCCAUGGCCAUUUAAAAAUAAAAACAAAGAAUUGCCGCUUUUUUAUAUGAUCAAAGAUUAAUAGCUCCGACAAGACUGGCCAGCUCCUACAUUUUUUUGAUUUUUUAUAGUAUUAUUUAACUUAAUUCCCCCUCCUCAUAAUCCAGAAAAUGGCAACUAUCUUGGUCUAUAAAAAAAAUAUAUUUAUAUUUAUACUUGCAAAAUGUUUCGCCCUCUGUGUUCAAAAUUGUUAUUUAUUGAUAAUUCAUAAACACUUAUUAGUAGGUAGUUAUGCAAAUUGUGGCGACCCUUAAUGACAAAAAAAGGCUGUUUAACUGUGAUAAAAAAUUAUUUAAAAAAAAAAAUUAAUAUCCAUUGUUCAGGCACCUUUACGUACUUAAUCCAAAAGUCUUAAUGAUUUUUGCUCAAUAGUGCUCGAAAGAAUUUAGGUCUUAUAUAUCAAUGUAUAUAUACAUAUAUUAUAUAUAUUUUAUCAUUGUUAACAUAUAUUAUUAAUGCCAAGAAUAUUAUAGAUAAAUAAUAAAAAAAUUAAUAUCGACUAAAAGUACAUUGACAUUCUUAAAUGUAUAGUAUAUAGUCAAACUUAAUAUUAAUAUACUCACUAUUUGCAAAAAUAACAGACGGCAAGAAUACUAAUUAUGAUGGGUAACAUAUUGUAUAUUCAUCAGUUUACUGUAAACGUAAUAAAAAUAAAAAAACAAAGUAAUAGUAACUCUAUAAAGUGAUUUUUAUUUUGUCAGUGUUGAGUUUUAUCAAUUGUACAAUAUUUAUUUAAUGUGUUAUUUAUAAAAAUUUUAAAUUAUUCAAUAUUUUAUUGUACAGCAAAUAACUUAUUGUCUACUGAAUAUUUUUUAAAUUAAAAUUUAAUUUUGAAAUAUUUAAACUUGCAAUGAUAAUAUUUGACACUCUAUCAAAAGUAUGAUACAAUUAAAUAAAUAUAAACUUGAUUUCUAUUAUGUGUUACUAAAAUAUGUAUUGGAUGUAUAAUAUAAAAACGAAAUAUUUUCUACUUUAGAGUUAUUAUAUACUUGUUUAAAAAUUUUAGAAGUCUGUAUCUUUCAGUCUAAUAAUCUACCAUUGUUAUUGGUACAGUUAAAAUCAGUUUUAACUAAAUAUGAAAAUAUCUAUUUAUUACAGUUAACCUUUUUUUAUUAUUAUUAAGGUUAGCAUUUUUUCUAAAUUGAUUUGAUUUGAUUUCUAAAAUAUUAAUCUAAAGCAAACUUAAUACAUGAAUUACCCAAAUAAAAUCAUAAAAUUGUAUGUUAUUUAAUUUUAAAGUUCAAUAUGAUUAAAUAAUUUUGUAAAUAUAAUACUACAUAAUAUAUUUUAAGAUGACAAUGAUGAAAUGCAACACAAACGACUGAAAGUUAUUUUGUUUUAACAUUACGUGAACAACAGUAGUUUUAUUGUGUGCCCAUGAGAUUCUCGUUACUGCCAAGUAUAAAUGUAUAACAAUAACUUAUAACUAUUAGAGGCAGGAUAGAAAGGGAAGAUAUUAUUAAAGCGGUAUUUUUUGUGGACAAUUAGUGAUCUCUGAAUUACUGGUAUUCAUUUUUGUAUCCUAUUGUAAAUAUAAAAAGUAUGUUAGUGACAAGUUAAUUAGUUUUUAAGAUUGUUCAGUAGUUAUUAAGUUUGUUAAGUUGCAAUUAUAUUUAUAGUUUAUACUUACUAUAUUUAUAGUUAUUUAAUAAAUAAUUUAAAAUAAAUUGUUUAUAGCAAAGUGAAAAGAAAA